Plenodomus lingam JN3 is the source of this 1851-nucleotide messenger RNA. Lineage: Eukaryota; Fungi; Ascomycota; Dothideomycetes; Pleosporales; Leptosphaeriaceae. The record is from RefSeq and is a predicted model, not a curated record.
AUGAGCGACGAAGUCUACGAGGGUGCCAUUGGCAUCGAUCUUGGCACGACCUACUCUUGCGUCGCCAACUACGAGGGCACCAAUGUCGAGAUCAUCGCCAACGAACAGGGUAGCUUUACCACUCCCUCGUUCGUCUCGUUCACCAGCGAGGAGCGCUUGAUCGGAGAGGCGGCCAAGAACCAGGCUGCUAUGAACCCCGAGAACACUGUCUUCGAUGUCAAGCGAUUGAUCGGUCGCCGAUUCGAGGAUGAGACCGUCACAAAGGACAUCAAGUCGUGGCCAUUCAAGGUCGUUGACCAGGGUGGCAGUCCUCUUGUCGAGGUUGAGUACCUCGGCGAGCGCAAGCAAUUCUCCCCUCAGGAAAUCUCUGCUAUGGUCCUUGUCAAGAUGAAGGAAGUUGCUGAGACCAAGCUGGGAAUGAAGGUCGAGAAGGCCGUCAUUACUGUGCCCGCCUACUUCAACGACAACCAACGUCAAGCCACCAAGGACGCCGGUGCCAUUGCUGGCCUCAACGUUCUUCGCAUCAUCAACGAGCCUACCGCCGCUGCCAUCGCCUACGGUCUUGGCUCUGGCAAGUCUGACAAGGAGAGGAAUGUCCUCAUCUACGAUCUCGGUGGCGGUACCUUCGAUGUCUCUCUCCUUCACAUCCAAGGUGGUGUCUUCACUGUCAAGGCUACUGCGGGUGACACACAUCUCGGGGGAAGUGACUUCGAUACAGCUCUUCUUGAGCAUUUCAAGAAGGAGUUCACAAAGAAGACCAAGAAAGAUAUCAGCGGAGAUCCCCGCGCCCUCCGUCGCCUUCGAACUGCUUGCGAGCGUGCCAAGCGUACUCUCUCCAACGCUACCCAGACCACUGUUGAGAUCGACUCGCUGUUCGACGGUGAGGACUUCAAUGCCAACAUCACUCGUGCUCGUUUCGAGGACUUGAACCAGAAGGCCUUUGCUGGCACUCUGGAUCCUGUUGCGCAGGUACUCAAGGAUGCCAGCCUUGAAAAGAGCAAGGUCGACGAGAUUGUGCUUGUUGGUGGUUCCACACGUAUCCCCAAGAUCCAGAAGCUCCUCAGCGACUUCUUCAACGGCAAAAAGCUCGAGAAGAGCAUCAACCCUGAUGAAGCCGUUGCUUACGGUGCUGCUGUUCAAGCCGGUAUUCUCUCUGGCAAGGCCACUUCCGCCGAGACUGCUGACCUCCUACUUCUCGAUGUCGUUCCCCUUUCUCUCGGUGUGGCUAUGGAGGGUAACAUUUUCGCUCCCGUCGUUCCCCGUGGACAGACUGUCCCUACUAUCAAGAAGAGGCAAGUAACUUUCACUACUGUCGCAGACAACCAACAAACUGUACAAUUCCCUGUCUUCCAGGGUGAGCGUGUUAACUGCGAAGACAACACAUCUCUUGGAGAAUUUACCUUAGCACCAAUCCCUCCAAUGCGCGCAGGUGAGGCUGUUCUCGAGGUCGUUUUCGAGGUCGACGUCAACGGUAUCCUCAAAGUUACUGCUACCGAGAAGACCUCUGGCCGCAGCGCCAACAUCACCAUCUCCAACGCCGUUGGCAAGCUCUCGUCCUCUGAUAUCGAGAACAUGAUCAACGACGCACAGAAGUUCAAGUCCAGCGACGAGGCCUUCAGCAAGAAGUUCGAGUCUAGGCAACAGCUCGAGUCAUACAUCUCCCGUGUUGAGGAAAUGGUCUCAGACCCUACCACCUCUAUCCGCCUCAAGCGCGGUCAAAAGGAGAAGAUUGAAUCAGCUCUCUCCGACGCCAUGGCUCAGCUCGAGAUCGAGGAUGCUCCCGCUGAGGACCUGAAGAAGAAGGAGCUUGCGCUCAAGCGCGUUGUCACCAAGGCUUUCUCCACCCGCUAA